This is a messenger RNA of Echinostoma caproni, 969 nucleotides long. The record is from the annotation of a GenBank genome assembly. Lineage: Eukaryota; Metazoa; Platyhelminthes; Trematoda; Plagiorchiida; Echinostomatidae.
AUGUCAGACCGGAAUCCGUCACCGCCUGCUGAAUUGGGUGAGGAGUUGCAGCAUGUUGAUCAGAUCGGAGACACGGCUUAUAGCAAAUGUUGGCUCUAUGCCCUAUUAAUGAAAGUGCUCAACUUGGUCAAGUCGAAUACCACCACGGAUGUGGAUGAAAUCAGAGAACUAGACCAGGAGUUGGAAGAACAAUUAUGUCACUUACUGAUAGCUACCAUUCGGUUGUUAGAUGCAAUUACACGCGAAGACGAUAGUUUAGCCGAGGUGUGGUGCGGAUCAGCACUGCUCAAUGCAAUUCUGGUAGCUCAGCGUCAAAUGAAGUGGUUACAUGGGAGCGAGGUCGAAGUGAUACAUCGGGUGCUGUAUACGUUCUCUUCUAAUGUGAGCGGUGUCUCUGCGCUGAUUCAUUCUUUUGAUCAGUUGUUGCCCACAUUUGGCGUUUACCUACGCAAAGUGUGCGAAGAUGAGCCGCAUUUGAUCCCAUUCUCUGCCUACUACAAUAGUUUGCGCGCUAUCAUUCCUAUCAUUGAUGCCGUCGCAGCCAGUUUAUCUCCGGCUCAGUCCGUCGCUUGUUGUUCAGUUGACACAACUGUCCUACCCUCUUUGGUCCACAUCACAUUGGGCUGUCAAUGUCAGCUUGACGAGUUUCCCCUGGGCCGUGGGAUCUUGGCUGACCUAAGCAUACUCUUCAAAGAUCUAGUCCGGUCGAUUCGAGACGCGCUCAAAAAUUUGACCUCUUCAUCCGAUGAUCUUCACACGGCCAUUGAUCUUUUUGAGCAUGAUUUGGGUUGGUUACGUGAACUGGACACGUCGACCGACGAUGACCACGACCGGGUCGAACGAUUACGUCGAGCGUUUAUCUUGUGUUGCCUGAACGAUAAUGACAACGAGACACGGGGCCAACUGGUUUACAUAUGUAACCGACUGAAGCUUUCACGACUCCUGGAAGAAGUGACCGAUGAUGAUUGA